Toxorhynchites rutilus septentrionalis is the source of this 1038-nucleotide messenger RNA. RefSeq lists its product as uncharacterized. The transcript has a single exon. Gene Ontology annotation, molecular function: nucleic acid binding. The record is from RefSeq and is a predicted model, not a curated record. Gene Ontology annotation, biological process: DNA integration. Bases 1 to 1038 code for a protein of 345 amino acids. NCBI's taxonomy places the organism in Eukaryota, Metazoa, Arthropoda, Insecta, Diptera, Culicidae.
AUGGACAAUCAAGUUGAAAAUUUUGUUAAGGCUUGUCGUGGAUGUACCUUGGUGUCUGCUCCAAAUCCACCGGAACCGUUAGUCAGAAAAGAACUACCAACCCAGCCUUGGCAACAAAUCGCAAUUGAUUAUUUAGGGCCACUGCCGGAAGGGGAAAGUCUCCUGGUUAUUAUAGACUAUUAUAGUAGAUAUCUUGAAGUCAUUGAAAUGAACAACAUCACUACAACAUCUACCAUUAAAGAGCUACUGACUGUAUUUUCUCGUUAUGGUGUCCCGGAAAUGCUUCGCGCAGAUAACGGCCCUCAAUUCAACUCGGAUGAGUUUGAACGGUUUUGCACGGAGUAUGAAAUUAAUUUGGAACGAACAAUACCGUAUUGGCCGCAGAUGAACGGCGAGGUCGAACGUCAAAACCGUUCAAUUUUGGAAAGAUUACGUAUAGCACAAGAGUUGGGAAAGGACUGGCGAGUUGAGCUUCGGAAAUAUCUGAUGAUGUAUCAUGCUACCGCUCAUUUAGCGACUGGCAAAGCACCCAUGGAAUUGAUGUUUGGAAGGAAAAUGCGAACAAAACUCCCAGUUGUUCCAAGUAUCGCGGUUGAAUAUGAAGAAGUGAGGGAUAGAGAUUCAGUCGAAAAAGAAAAAGGUAAGCGGUAUGCAGACAAGAAACGGCGAGCUAAACUUAGCGGUAUUAAAGCUGGAGAUCAGGUCCUGGUCAAGAGAACGAAAAAGGACCACAAACUGAAUACAGAUUAUUCUCCAGAAGUUUUUGAUGUCGUCAGGAAAGAAGGAACCGAUGUCACUAUCCGCUCUACAUCAUCGGGAAAACAAUUUCGUAGAAGCGCAGCUCAUCUGAAGGUUAUUCCCGGAAACAAUAUUGAAAUAAUUGAGAACACGCAGGAAAACCAGAAUCUGAACGGAGAAGUCUCUGAAGGCGAAGUUGUUGAAAGUGCAGAACCUGAUGAAGCUGAUGAGGUUCGCGUAGAAACCAGAUCAAAGCGAGUUAGGGUAGAAUCUUCAAGGCUACAAGACUAUGUGGCGUAA